This is a messenger RNA of Symbiodinium sp. CCMP2456, 2907 nucleotides long. Lineage: Eukaryota; Dinophyceae; Suessiales; Symbiodiniaceae. The record is from the annotation of a GenBank genome assembly.
AUGCGGACUCAUACAGAGAAAGCAUUAGGACGAGAUGCGGACAAAGAUGGCUCUGGUCUCAUCAGUGUGAAUGAGCUCUACAAAGCCUUCAUCCAAGGGGAGGCCAGAGCUGACGGCGGCGAGUCGGCCCGGGUUGCGUACAACUUGAUAAAGAAGUCCAUCAAUGAAGAGAACGAUGUGCAACAUCUCGCAGAAGGGGAGUGCUUAAUCGAUGAUCUUAUCGAGUGGAUGAGGCAGGAAUACGACACCAAUGCUGCAACUUGGUUCAAUGCAGGAGACACGAAGCAGGACAUCAAGGAUGAGGACCUUUGGUCUUUGCCUCAAACGCUGUUGCUCUUCUGCGUCUUCCUCUACACAGGCAGCGCUCAUUUGCCCAUGCGAGACUUGGCCCGCAAGCGUAGUUCGGAUCCCAAUGCGGGAGGAGCUGGCUGGGAGAUUGCUGAGAACUAUCCAGCUUCAGCCGUGUUUGGUUACUACAGGCUCUCGUGGUUAUAUGACAGACUGUCAUUGUACGAUUUCCUGGUGACCACCUGGAUCGCCCAGCAUCUCAAUCAGGACCUGGAUCUCUACCCGCCUGGGCGCUACUUCGGUCGGAAUCAAGUGAUCGGCGGAUUCCGCUUCAGGCGGUUCUACACGACGCCGCAAAACUGCAGCAUGCCGGAAUACUUGGAACGGGUCUACUAUCCCUUUCCGCAAAGACUCACCGUGCAAUGCUUUAAGCUGGGCAGUGAAUCCUACGAGGACAGGUGGGUCUUAUACCAUGAGAGAAGCGACUCAGUCAGAAGAACGAUGGACGAGUGGACCUACAGCAACUGGUUGGAUGACAACACGACUGCUCUCAAUAUUGAUUCCGUCCUCUUGAAUCCGGUUCUGGGCACGUACACAUUCGAGCAGCUCACGUUCAGAUUCGAGAACAAUGGCUUCACGAAACACGUGCAGUUUGCAGAGACAUUUCUGGCGGAGCCUUACAAAGACUUCUCUGGCCUCGUGCCGGACGUGCUGUUCAUGCUCAUCUUGAUGCGCAUCCUGUAUUCAGAGAUCAAGGAACUGCUGCCUGCUCUCUCGAUUGGGUUUGAUGGUAUCAUGAACUACCUGCAAUUCUGGAACAUUGUGGAUUGGCUGGCUAUCUUUUGGGGGGCAGUCUGCGCUGGACUGUGGGUCGUCUUCUGCAUUCAUCUCUCCAUGGUGCAGCCCCGAAUCGAGCAGCUCCCUUUGCGACAGAUGGACCAAAUUGUUUAUGCAAACAACACCUUCAUGCAGAGAUGGGAGGUGAAUAUUAUGAUGCCACGGCCGGAGUAUGAGGCCCUGCUGGAGAGCAUGAUGCAGGCAUGCCAGGAUGCUUCCAUUUGGCAUGAGGCAGUUCGAAUGCUCUGCGUCUUGUACCUCUUCGUCCUGAUGAUGAAGUUCUUCAAGUCCUUCAAGGCAAAUGCUCAGCUGGACGUUGUCAUCACGACUUUGUCGGGCUCUGUUAAAGAUGUGUCUCACUUUGGUAUUGUCUUCUUGACCAUCUUCCUCUGCUACUCUUGGAGCGGUCAUAUCUUCUUCGGGAAGGAUACGGAAGGUUGCAGCACGAUGCUGGGUGCCAUCUUCUGGCGCUGGUCCAGUGGUGUGGGAGUUGGCGACAUGGAAGACCUCGAUUUGCUUGGCCGAAUCCUCGGCUACACCUACACUUUAUCGUACGAGUUCCUGGUGCUGAAUCUGCUGUUCGGCAUUCUGUUUGGCUUGAUCUUUGAGUCCUACGGCCGGACCCAGAAGGAGGCAGGGAACCCCAUCUCGGUGGUGGAGCAGAUCCGCCGGGCUGUGAAGGAGAUGCGGAAAAAGAAGGACUUCCUGGACGAGUGGUACACCAUUAACAGGCUGAUCGAUGACGACAUGCCUGCCCACCCUGCCGAAGUGGUGACAGUGAAGAGCCUCGUCGAGGCCUUCCAAGCAGACAACAUGACCAAGGUGAACGCAGAAUACAUCAUCAGCCAUGUGCGCGAGUACCAGACUAGCAAGACGUCGGAGGUGGAAGUGUCUUUGCUGGAUGCACUCCGUCUGGUGGCGAGAACACGAACCUCGAGCCUCCGCUCCAUCCAGGUCACCGAGAGUCUGCUGAGCAUGCUGAAGGCAGAAAGCCAGAAGCCACAAGAAAUGCGCUUUCGCUGCAUCAUGGCGGGCUUUGACCCUGACGCCCCCGGCGAGAUGCAGGAGUUCUUGCGUGUGCAGGCGCUGCAAGCGCUCGAAGAUGACAAUCCACUGCCUGGCCAAGUACAGCCCGUGGUGCAGACCAGUGCCGCAGUCCAACAUCACUCGGAGAGCAAGGCGACGGUGAACAGCCACAGCAUCGAUGGCACCAAGGAGGAGCCCGUUGAAGUUGUGGAUCGAAGCGAGCAGCAGGCGAAGGAGAAGCAGCUCCUCGCCACACUCGACCGCUUGGCAGGGAUAGCCCAGGAGUCGCAGGCGGAGGAUCGCUCGACGGUCUCGCAGACGCUCAAAGAAAUGCAGUCCUAUCAAGAGCAGUCGGCCAACUUUAACAAGGAUCAGCAGGCAGUUCGCAAAGACCUGAACGCACACUGCAACAAAGCUCAGGAAGGCGCCAGUCAAUUGGCCGAUCGAUUCCAGUCAACGGACCUCCACACCCUCCAGGACCUGCCCGAAAGGAUCAACCGGCUUGCUCAGCUGGCCAAGGCCUCGCGCAAGGCGGUGGAAAGUGGCAAGCCCGGCUUCGGGUCUGAUCCUCUGAAGCGCCUGGAGAUGAGCAUCACCAUGCUGGCCGACCGAUGUAGAAAGUACACGGAGGAAGUGGAGGCCCAGAAUGAUCUUAAAGCGAUGCUACGCCGCGUGACCGAGAAUCUGGAAGAGCAGCAGCGAGCUGCAGAAAGCGAUCGACCAGAGCCCAGCCGCAAGCCACGCCUGCGGCUGUAG